AUGGACCCUCUUCCGGUCUGUAUGCAGGAUGCGGAGCCUCUUCCGGUCUGUGUGCAGGAUGCGGUGCCUCUUCCGGUCUGUAUGCAGGAUGCGGUGCCUCUUCCGGUUUGUAUGCAGGAUGCGGUGCCUCUUCCGGUUUGUAUGCAGGAUGCGGUGCCUCUUUUGGUCUGUAUGCAGGAUGCGGAGCCUCUUCCGGUCUGUGUGCAGGAUGCGGUGCCUCUUCCGGUCUGUAUGCAGGAUGCGGUGCCUCUUCCGGUUUGUAUGCAGGAUGCGGUGCCUCUUCCGGUUUGUAUGCAGGAUGCGGUGCCUCUUUUGGUCUGUAUGCAGGAUGCGGUGCCUCUUUUGGUCUGUAUGCAGGAUGCGGUGCCUCUUCCGGUCUGUGUGCAGGAUGCGGUGCCUCUUUUGGUCUGUAUGCAGGAUGCGGAGCCUCUUCCGGUCUGUAUGCAGGAUGCGGUGCCUCUUCCGGUCUGUAUGCAGGAUGCGGUGCCUCUUCCGGUCUGUAUGCAGGAUGCGGAGCCUCUUCCGGUCUGUAUGCAGGAUGCGGUGCCUCUUCCGGUCUGUAUGCAGGAUGCGGUGCCUCUUCCGGUCUGUAUGCAGGAUGCGGUGCCUCUUCCGGUCUGUAUGCAGGAUGCGGUGCCUCUUCCGGUCUGUAUGCAGGAUGCGGUGCCUCUUCCGGUCUGUAUGCAGGAUGCGGUGCCUCUUCCGGUCUGUAUGCAGGAUGCGGAGCCUCUUCCGGUCUGGAUGCAGGAUGCGGAGCCUCUUCCGGUCUGGAUGCAGGAUGCGGUGCCUCUUCCGGUCUGUAUGCAGGAUGCGGAGCCUCUUCCGGUCUGGAUGCAGGAUGCGGUGCCUCUUCCGGUCUGUAUGCAGGAUGCGGAGCCUCUUCCGGUCUGUAUGCCGGAUGCGGUGCCUCUUCUGGUCUGUAUGCAGGAUGCGGUGCCUCUUCCGGUCUGUAUGCAGGAUGCGGUGCCUCUUCCGGUCUGUAUGCAGGAUGCGGUGCCUCUUCCGGUCUGUAUGCAGGAUGCGGUGCCUCUUCCGGUCUGUAUGCAGGAUGCGGAGCCUCUUCCGGUCUGGAUGCAGGAUGCGGUGCCUCUUCCGGUCUGUAUGCAGGAUGCGGUGCCUCUUCCGGUCUGUAUGCAGGAUGCGGAGCCUCUUCCGGUCUGGAUGCAGGAUGCGGUGCCUCUUCCGGUCUGUAUGCAGGAUGCGGAGCCUCUUCUGGUCUGUAUGCAGGAUGCGGUGCCUCUUCCGGUCUGUGUGCAGGAUGCGGUGCCUCUUCCGGUCUGUAUGCAGGAUGCGGUGCCUCUUCCGGUCUGUAUGCAGGAUGCGGAGCCUCUUCCGGUCUGGAUGCAGGAUGCGGUGCCUCUUCCGGUCUGUAUGCAGGAUGCGGUGCCUCUUCCGGUCUGUAUGCAGGAUGCGGUGCCUCUUCCGGUCUGUGUGCAGGAUGCGGAGCCUCUUCCGGUCUGGAUGCAGGAUGCGGUGCCCGGCUCAGGUGGCCCGAUGACAUCAUUGCGCUGCCUGCUCCGGCCUCUGAUAGGCUUCAGGCCUAGCGUGUCUAGCCUAUCGGCGGGGCAGAGAGACAUGGCUCCUUUGUCCAGCUGA
This is a messenger RNA of Bufo bufo (common toad), 1596 nucleotides long. RefSeq names its product keratin-associated protein 10-4-like. The transcript has a single exon. Bases 1 to 1596 code for a protein of 531 amino acids. NCBI's taxonomy places the organism in Eukaryota, Metazoa, Chordata, Amphibia, Anura, Bufonidae. The record is from RefSeq and is a predicted model, not a curated record.